Messenger RNA from Nicotiana tabacum (common tobacco), 1801 nucleotides. Its product is annotated as protein EARLY STARVATION 1, chloroplastic. The record is from RefSeq and is a predicted model, not a curated record. Gene Ontology annotation, molecular function: starch binding. Gene Ontology annotation, biological process: starch metabolic process; regulation of starch metabolic process. Gene Ontology annotation, cellular component: chloroplast stroma; starch grain. NCBI's taxonomy places the organism in Eukaryota, Viridiplantae, Streptophyta, Magnoliopsida, Solanales, Solanaceae.
GCCAUUUUACAGGCUCACCGUCAACAAUUUUCAGAUCAAUCCUUUUUUUUUUUGGCUGUGAAAGUGCAGUCACUCAAAGAUUCUCUCCCCGAAUUUCUCUCCUCAAAAUCUCAUUCUUCCCAUUUUCACUCUUCCCCCCUAAACUUUGAACUUCAUACACUUCACUCCCUAAACUUCCUCUUUCACCUUCAUUCUACGUUUAUCGAUGGCAUUUUCGUAAAGAGAAAUUGCAAUGGCGGCGCCUUCCCACAGAUUAACGGCGCCGUUGGGUCUUAACCUCAAAAGGGUCGAUGAAAGAAUUGGAGUUGUAAAGUUGCAGAGGAAGAAGAUUAGUCAUAGUUAUGGUGUAAAAGUCCAGGCUUCUUCUUCUACUAUGCCCUUUGCGUCUCCGCAACUUUUACUCCGUAGAUCGCGAUCUGCUUCAAAGCAAGAACAAUUCUUUCCACGCUGCACCCCAAGAAAUUCAGGCCCUCAGUCUCAUGACUCUCCACCAAAACGAGACACCGGUAUUGCUAACGAGAAAGAUUGGGGCAUCAAUCUGCAGAACGAGAAUGUCAAUGAAUCUGGGACUAAUGAAGAUGGCAGUACUUGGUAUAGGAAGAGUGGAGAAGAUAUUGGUGACAAUGGAUACCGAUGCCGAUGGACAAGGAUGGGUGGGCAGAGCCAUGAUGGUACCUCAGAAUGGAAAGAAACGUGGUGGGAAAAAAGCGACUGGACUGGUUACAAAGAACUAGGUGCAGAAAAAUCUGGAAAAAAUGCUGAAGGAGAUUCGUGGUUGGAAACAUGGCAGGAAGUUCUUCACCAAGAUGAGUGGAGCAAUCUAGCUAGGAUAGAAAGGAGUGCACAAAAACAAGCAAAAUCAGGCACGGAGAAUGCCGGGUGGUAUGAGAAUUGGUCGGAAAAAUAUGACGCAAAGGGUUGGACAGAGAAAGGGGCACACAAAUAUGGUAGACUAAAUGAACAGUCAUGGUGGGAGAAAUGGGGAGAGCAAUAUGAUGGAAGAGGAUCUGUCCUUAAAUGGACGGACAAGUGGGCAGAAACUGAACUGGGAACGAAAUGGGGAGAUAAAUGGGAGGAGAAAUUUUUUGGCGGCAUUGGUUCACGACAAGGGGAGACUUGGCAUGCAUCACCCAGCAGUGAAAGGUGGUCAAGGACAUGGGGAGAGGAGCACUUUGGAAAUGGCAAAGUGCACAAAUUUGGCAAGAGCACAACAGGCGAAAGCUGGGACAUGGUUGUAGAUGAAGCAACAUAUUAUGAGGAUGAACCUCACUAUGGGUGGGCAGAUGUGGUAGGUGAUUCAAGCCAGUUGUUCUCUAUACAACCUCGAGAACAACCUCGUGGUGUGUAUCCAAAUAUUGAUUUUGGGUCGUCUGUGCCUCCAGACGAUGAGUCCCCUCCAACUAGGUGACUUCUUUCCAUCUGCUUAAGUUUUGGUGGACAGAGUUAUUCGGUCCCUGUACUGGUGCAAGACAGCGGGUAGUAGUGGUAUAGCCGGGAUUCGCGAAGUUAAACUGGACAACACUUUAUCAAAAAACGAUGAGUCACCUCCAACUUUAUCACAAUGACAAGGCAUCGUCUCAUUGGCCAAGCUUGAUUCUUAAAAUAGCUAGUUUACAAUUUUGUCAGAAAUUUAUUGUAAUUUUUUGCUACUGUCCAUUUAUUUCAUUCUUUCAACAUUGUGGUUUUUGCUUUUCUUUUGCAUGUUUGACAUGUUGUUUAGGCCCUUUUGAUUUUGUCCAAAGAGGGAAUUCACCUAUUUCAUAGAAGAAUGUCUUGGUCGAAAGAGCCUGUUUGGUUUAGA